Messenger RNA from Dendroctonus ponderosae (mountain pine beetle), 1788 nucleotides. Its product is annotated as cytochrome P450 6k1. The transcript has 5 exons. Gene Ontology annotation, molecular function: iron ion binding; monooxygenase activity; heme binding. Lineage: Eukaryota; Metazoa; Arthropoda; Insecta; Coleoptera; Curculionidae. The coding region runs from base 189 to 1691 and encodes 500 amino acids. The record is from RefSeq and is a predicted model, not a curated record.
UGUUAUCAAUAGUUUAAAAAUCAGUCAAUACUCGCAGAACCGAUUGGUUGAUAUGAAUAUUGCGUGAUCAUUAUAGCAGAAGAUAAGUAUACUUUGGAACAUUUUUAUACUCCAGAACAUUUUUUUUAAAUUUCAUUAGCGUAGCGUUUUUCCUAUUUGUUCUAAUAGUUUUAGUUAUUUCCUUUCAGAUGUAUUUGAACAGCCUGGUCCCAAACGGGACCACUCUAGUCAUUCUAUCCCUUCUGAUCCUGCUAUGUUACAUCUAUAUCAAUAUUAUCCACUCCUACUGGAAACGUCGUGGAAUACCAUAUGAGAAACCCUACCUGCUAACGGGCAGCUUAUGGAACGUAUUCAGUGGAAAAAGACAAAUAGGAAAACAUUUCGGAGAUUUAUACAGAAAGUUCGAUGGUCCCUACUUUGGAAUCUAUAUUUGCGGCAAACCGUAUCUGGUGAUUCGUAGUCCGGAUAUCGUCAAAGACAUUACGGUUCGAGAUUUCAGCAACUUUGAGGAUCGGACGUUUGCUUGCGACAAAAAUGCUGACGAUAUGACCGGAAAUAGUCUCUUCAUCCUUCGAAAUCCCGAAUGGAGAAACGUGAGAAUGAAACUGACCAAUAUUUUCACUUCCGGAAAAAUUAAGCAGAUGUUUCCCUUGAUGCUACAGACGGCAGAUGAUUUGCAACACUAUGUAGAAAAACAUGAUAAUGAAAUCGUUGAUGUCAAAGACCUAGCAGGGAAAUACAUGACUGAUUUAGUCGCAAAAUGCUUUUUUGGGAUCGACAGUUGUUCGUUUGUGGAAAAACCAGUGACGCACUUCAGGAAAGUCUGUAUUGAUAUACUGGAUGUAAAUAUCUUCCGGUCGUUUUGCAUGUUUUGCUACUUGUUCUUGCCCAAGCUCGUUUCACUCCUAAAACUCAAAUUGCUUGAUACACAUUACCUGAGAAAAGUAUUCAUGGAAACGCUAUUGUUCAGAGAGAAAACUGGAUUUCACCGCAACGACUUUGUGGAUCUUCUCAUCAAUAUUCGGAACACUUUUGCAAACACUGAAGAAUCAACCUUUGAUACAACCUCCAUGGUCUCACAAGCGAUCACAUUUUUUAUUGCCGGAUUCGAAACGACCAGCAAUCUGGUUGGAUUUACGCUCUACGAACUAAGCAUGCAUCCAGAGUGUCAGGACAUGUUAAGAAGGGAGAUUUUCGAAGUAUUUCCCGAUGAAACCACCCCUUUGACUUUUGAUAACGUUCAUCAACUGAAGUAUUUGAACAUGGUUAUUGCAGAGACACUGAGGCGGUACCCAUUUGGUCCCUUCUUAAACCGAAACUGCAAAAAAGACUAUGUGAUCUCGCAAACCGGGUUCAAAAUCGAAAAAGGAACCCCAGUCUUAGUGUCGCUGGAUGGGAUCCAUUACGAUCCCACUUACUACAAAAAUCCAGAGAAAUUUGAUCCCGAACGGUUUCGGGCUGGUUACAAGCACUUGUUGAGUGCGUGCACGUAUUUGCCAUUUGGCAUGGGGCCUAGAUCUUGCAUAGGAGAUCGAUUUGCCCAAGUAUGCGCAAGAGUUGGUAUUAUUUGUAUUCUAAAAAGAUUCACAGUGGAAAAAUGCCACCUCACACCAGAUCCGCUGGUGUUGAAUCCGAGAUCGCCUUUCAUGCAACCGGUGAACGGAUUGCAACUUAAAAUACGAAAAUUGUGAUACUAACGAAAUUGUUCAAUACACAAAUUAUAGCAGUAUUUAUAUUAUAAGAUAGUAGCUUUGAACCCUUCAAUAUAUUUGAUUUUCUUGCUCCAAA